Messenger RNA from Symbiodinium natans, 2850 nucleotides. The record is from the annotation of a GenBank genome assembly. Lineage: Eukaryota; Dinophyceae; Suessiales; Symbiodiniaceae.
AUGCCUUCCAAAGCUCUGGCGCUGCCUGGCGAUGGGAAGCCGAAGACGGAGUUCCAGAAGCACGCGAAGAAGCUUCUGGACAAGCAUUGCAAAAUCGACGUCAACGACGAAUGGCAGCCGGUAGAUGACCAGAAAAUCGCGCAGCUGCGCGGCAUCCUCUCCGCGCUGCACGAGGAGAACCAGUCGACCCAGCUCCUAAAGGUUGAGAGCGAGGAUCGCGAAGCGCAGGCCGCCCUAAAGGCCACACGGAAGAGCGUUGAGACUCGACUCGCCUUUUGCAAGGAGAAAGAGAUGAUGUUCAAGAAAAAGCAGGAUGAGUUGCGACGCCAUGUGCUGGACAAUCAGAAGUCAUUGCAAGAUCUCGAGUCGCAGAUCGAGAAAAGUGAGCGCAAGGCGCAUGACGAGCAGGCCCAGAGCCGGCGUUUGGAGGGGGAGAUCAGGGCCCUGGAGCGAGAGCUGCAGGAGAAGGAACAGCAGCGCGACACGGAGCAGGCGAAAAUCGGGAAGAUGGCUCAGUACAAGAACUUCCUUGAGCACGUGAUCCACGAGAGCCAGGAAGAGUUUGGAGACGACAUCGAGGUCCUGAUGAAUCGCCACCUCACGCUGGAAGGGGGCAGUCAGGAGCUGACCCAAGCAAAUGACGACCUCUCCAUGCGCCUGGAUCGUGAGAGGGAAGAAUGCGCCCGUGUGCAGACGAAACUGCAGAAUGAGCACCUCGCCAUCAGCAGCCAGUUGCACAAAUGUCAGGUGGCGCUCGAACACCAUCUCGGGGAGAGCCAGGAGUUGGAGGGGCGGCUGAACCGCGCUCUGGAGGAGAAGGAGCUGAAGGAGAGCCAGGUGGGGGUCAUCUCCAUGGCUAUCGAGCAGCUCUUCUCCCGCACGGUGAACUCGUGCAGGCUUCCUCAGCGGAAGAAGGCGAUGCUUGAUGCAACAGACGUGAAAUUUGCCCCUGUCCGGGGUGACAAGAGCGAUGUGCGGUUGGAAGAGAUGUUCAAGCAGAUCAUCGAGCGAGUGGAAGAUCUGCAGGAGAUGCACAGCACCGUCCAGCUGGGUCGGGAGAAGCCGAGGGAGGAAGCGGCUCUCUUCGAUGAGAGGGGGUUCAUGGAGCGUGUGACGUUCCAGUACCAUCGAGGUGAAGAUGACGUCAGACGAAGGGGCACCGGCAGCGACGAGAACCACGAGUCGCUCACGCUGGGCCUUGGGGCAGGUAGCAGCACCCUCAAGGGGAGGCAUACCGACCCCAACCUUAGUGGGGGCCACAGUGGCGGGAAGCUCAGCGCCCGCUGUGCAACGCCUUCCCGCAACUUCCAGCUGUCAAAGAAGGAUGGCGAAGUGUUUCACCGCGGGAUGUCAACAGCACUUGGCAUCAGCACUUGGACCGUUCUCGUCUUCCUUCGAUCCUGCCCACGCAAGCCCAGUGCUGUCGACCAGCAUGCGAAGACAGUACUGCAAGCGAUGGCGAAUUCGAAAAAGGCCUAUCGCAAGGAGAAUGAGCGAACUCAGCUGCUGUGGAAGACUCUGAUUCAGGGGCUUUCCCCGACGCAAGCCGCCGAGAUGUUCAGAAAACAGGACCACGAGCCUCCAACUGAGCAAGAGUUGAUGGACUUGCGAACAAACACGCUGGCUCACGUUCGCAAGAAGACGAUGGGUCACCGGCAGAUGAUGAAGUCUGCACUCAAAAACAAGAACAAGUCGGCCACGAAGCGGUUCUUGAACAACGAGUUGGUCAGCGUGACCAAGAAAGACAAGUAUUACCGCACCGGCGGUGAGACGGCGGAGGACAAGGCAAAAACUUCCGUGGAGUUAUACAUCAUCGGCAUCGGCCGUGGAGGUCGGCACGCAGUCAAGCUCGCCAUGCACGACAAGAAGAAGGGGAGUGCCAUUGACGUGCUAGGAAACUGGUGCAACAUGCAUAUAAUAUCACAAGCGACGGAGGCAGUUACUGUAAGUUCACAAAUGCAGCUUUGGUACUUGUUCGACGCUGGAGCGCUCGAUGAAAAGGUGUCGGAAGCGCUGCAGGACCUGCCGAUUCUUGGUUCAAGCUUUGCAGAGCAGGCCUUUCCCCGUCGCAAUCGCCAUGGACCGGCCAUGACGAGGCUGUCCUCGAUCUUGGGGCUCCUGCCCCUGGCAGCCGCCUCCGGGCCCAGCAGCUGGGCGAAGACAAGGUCCCCGGAUCCGGGCUUCGUAGCCAGUCUGAUCUCGUAUCAUCAAGAGAAGCUGGAGAAUGCAGUAGCCCGGCUUUCAAGCGGUCGGCCGUUUGCUGACUGGGUCUUUGAGAUGGAUACGUCCCUGCUGCCCUCGCCGGUGCCGAGAAGUUGGCUCGAGAACUCCACCAAGGACAAGGCUUCAGCAGAGUCAUCUUUGAAAGAGGCACUGUCGACCUUGGUUCGGGGCCUCGCCCGGCUCUCGUCAGGCCCGGCCUUGGCGGACGCAGUUUUCGGCGCCGAGGCGGCGAAGCUCUUGGAGCCGGUGGCCCCGGACGACGUCCAGCCACGCCUGUCACCGCAGCAAAUUGAAUCGCUGGGCCCGAAGCAAAUCUCGGUGCUGAUGGCCCACGAGAAUGAGAUGCUCGCAGCAGGAGUUGGCCGGCUCUCCAGUGGCAAAUCUUUUGCUGACUACAUCUUCGGCAUGGACACCGGUGAGCUGCCAAGGGAGCUUCCAAGCGAGAUGUAUCUGUCAAACAUCGCGCAGGAUCGAAGUUUGGCACAGUUUGCAGUGAACGCCACAAUGUCGAUGAUCGGCCGUGCAGCGUCCCAGCUUUCUUCGGGCAAGCCGCUUGCCGACGCAGUCUUCGGCUGCGAUGUCAGUCAUCUCUCGAUCCCCAACAAAGUGGUGAUGACCAGGACUUGA